AUGAUUUCUAUUUUCCUCCGCGCUCUCUUAACGGCGUGCCCACUCCUUACCUUGUCCGCGCCAGUUUACCAGAUCCCACUAGGACAGAGCUCGGUUGGUGAAAUUUCGAACGAGCUCUUCGAGCAGCUAGAGGGCCUUGCCGAGAUUGUCCAACUGUACUCAGAUGAUUCUGCUAGAUUGCGCCGGGAUGCCCUGUUGAAGAACUUGGAUGUGGUUCAUCAAUGGGAUGAUGUGGAUAUCCGGGGGUAUGUAGCAGUCGACAAUAGGUGUGGGGGUAUCUAUCUUGUGUUUGAUGGAGAGUACGGGCAUGCCGACGCUCUUGUUGACCUGGCGAAUCCUCUACCGUUUGAGGCCGCUGGUGUGUAUGGGAGCGGGGGAUUGGUUCAUGAUAGGAUUCAAAAGGGGUGGGAGGCUGUUGGAGGAGCCGCUCUUGAUAGAGCCAGCCGGUUGCGGAGCAAUUAUGGGCAGCGUAAGUGGUUUCUACAAGAAUUUUAUGGGCACCGCUUAUAUAGCUUGGGCGAGAGCAGAUGGGAUGAAUAUCGUUGGCCGUGGGGUUGGGGGCUCAGUUGCUUCUUUAGCAGCGCUGAACUUUGCUAUGCAAGGAUGGGAGCCAAGGUUGACGACAUUUGGGCAGCCAAGAUUUGGGGACGCUGAGUUCAUGAAGUUCUUUGAUGAAGUAUCAUACAUUUGCCUCACCUCCCCUCACCCUUUCUAGCGAGUGAUAAGGGAUGCAGAGGUGUUAACUUGAACGCAGCACGUGUCUCCAGAAGGAUACCGUCGGGUGACGCAUAUUACAGAUCCGGUUCCCAUGCUCGAAUUUCCGGAGCUAGAUCUAAUUCAUACAAAUGUCCUCUCCCCACGUCUUAAUUCUCUAUCUUCUGACUAAUGGCUCACCAGGAAGAGUAUUUUAUUCACAAGCCCUUCCCACCAUACCUCCCAUCCGACAUCCGGGUCUGCGCACUCGAAAGCGAAGACCCGAUAUGUUCUGCCCGCGCGCGCACCUCCCCUUUUGACCUCCCGUUCACCCAAAGUCCAUAUCUAGCCACUAAACCCGCCGCCCCAAUAGAUAUGGAUACAUUCCUUGACUUGCCCUCCCAAUUCGCCGAACUGGACAUUGAAUUCUUCCCUCUUGCACAAGACCUCGACUUUGGCUUCUCUCUAGACCUCAAGCCAUUCCAGGCCGCUCCCCCCUCAUCUUCGCUCCUAUCCCUCCUAAACCCUUCACCACCAAACCCCAACCUCAACAGGCGCAGCAUAGACAGGGCCCUGGAAUACUUCCACCUCCCGAAGCACCAGCUCGAGGCUUCCCUCGCUGAUGCCGAGGCGGUCACAGCGUACGAAGCUUCUCUUGCUCAAGACCCGAAUGAUCCAAAUCAUGUGUCACACGACUGCGAAAACCUUGAAAACGGGGAGGAUCUAGUCUCCCAAGCGUCAUCAAUCAUAAUCUACAACGGCAGGCCCGUGGAAGUGGAUGGUAGACCAGCGCUCUCGCCCCGCGACCUGUUAAGCGGUAAAGGCCGCAUCGGCCGUUGCAGGAGGGAUGGCCCAGGAGUGGGCCUCACCCUGGAGAACACUACCCCAGCGCACACCGCCUCUGAGCCGAGAGUGGAGGAAGAAAUGGUUGACGUGGGCGGGAACUCGAUUGAAGGCGAAGCGGUAAAUGUGCAGAAGGGACAAAACUUCCGGGUCUACAACGACAUCCCUGUGCGCAAAGAUGUGGAUGCUCGCUGCACUGGCGGUGCCGGUGGGGGGGUUGAGGGGCCCCCUUUUGUGAAGGUUGAAGGUGAGAAAGUGGAGGUGGUGGGGGCGCAGGACGAGGCGAAGGGAUUGCCGGAGAGGAGGCUCACAUAUGGGUGGGGAAAGUGGGAACCGUAUAUGCAUUAUCUUGAAGGGCUUGAUGGUCCCGCGAUCAUGAGCGUUGCAUAUGAGGAUGAUUUGGAUAGUGGGAUUUGGGCAGGGGAGGCCCCAGAUGGGAUUACCAAGGACAGAUUCUGGGGGGAUAUGGGGAUAUGA
Molecule: messenger RNA, 2013 nt
Organism: Tuber aestivum (summer truffle)
Lineage: Eukaryota; Fungi; Ascomycota; Pezizomycetes; Pezizales; Tuberaceae
Source: the annotation of a GenBank genome assembly